This is a messenger RNA of Bathycoccus prasinos, 2877 nucleotides long. RefSeq names its product methionyl-tRNA synthetase. Lineage: Eukaryota; Viridiplantae; Chlorophyta; Mamiellophyceae; Mamiellales; Bathycoccaceae. The record is from RefSeq and is a predicted model, not a curated record. The transcript has a single exon. Gene Ontology annotation, molecular function: methionine-tRNA ligase activity; ATP binding; tRNA binding. The coding region runs from base 1 to 2877 and encodes 958 amino acids. Gene Ontology annotation, biological process: methionyl-tRNA aminoacylation.
AUGAGCAACAAUAACAGCACUUCGUUAAAGUUAAUCUACCGAGCCGGGGACUCGAAACCUCUGCGCGUGUACAUCGCCGCGGAAGUCGAUGGAAACAAAACAGCAAUCGAGUUCGACCCGUGGAAAGCCGCCAGUUGUUCGGACCACUCUUCUUCUUCUUCUUCUUCGAAUAAAAACAACAAGAACAAGAAUACGGGAGCGGUGUUGCAAAAGACCACCAGCGCAUCCGCGACGUUAUUUAUCGCUCUCUGUUCUUCAUCCGGAGAGGUUGUAAAAGGCACGUCCAUGAACAGCGCGUUGCUGUGUGUUCGAGACGGUGAUGAUGCUUCUUUCAUCAACUUUAGAGACUUGGACGAACGCGAGCUCGGUUUGACUGUGGGUACGUGCUGCGCGGAAAAGAGUUUAAAUACACUGAUACAGUACAUAUCAAAGAACGAGAAAAAAUUGAAAGAUACCGUCCCGGGUAUUUUCUCUUCGCCCGCGUCGACUCAACCGACCAAUAGUGAAAUAGCGUUCUUCUCGAGCGUGUAUCCAGUCUUCGCAAACGGCGCGGAGAUGUUUGGAAAGACUUCUUCGGACGCGUCCUUAACGAAACAGUUUAAAAGCAUCGAGACUUGGUUCAACGCCUUUUUGAAAAGCUCUUCUGUGCAAAACGCGAUGGAAAAAGCGAAGACGACUCCAUCGUCCGCGUUUCUGUUCGCCGCGCAAGAGGCGCAAAACGUCUCAGAUUUGAAAAACGCGUAUAAUCCUCCCGUGGAUCCAUCAAAAGAUGCGUUUUCGCUCACGACGGCAAUCAAUUACGCGAAUGGCGCCCCGCACAUGGGACACGCGUAUGAAGGUUUAAGUGCGGAUGUCAUCGCGAGAUACCACCGCGCGUACGGUCGACCGACGUUGUUCCAAACUGGUGCGGAUGAGCACGGGCAAAAGAUUUCCGACGCCGCGGCUGCCGUUGAGUGCAAACCGAUUGAAUUGUGCGAUAAACACGUGAAAAUGUUUCAAGAUUUAAACAAAACGUUACGAAUUGAAAACGAUGUCUACAACAGAACAACCUCAGAGAAGCACAAACAGUGCUGUCGAGAACUCUUUGAGAGAAGCGAAAAGAAUGGCGAUAUUUAUUUAGACACGUACUCGGGGUGGUACAACGUUCGCGAAGAAACGUUCGUGACUGAAACCGAAGCGAAAGAAAUGGAUUACAAAGACCCAGUUUCGGGCAAACCUUUGAAGCAAAUGGAAGAGGACUCGUUCUUUUUUCGCCAAUCGAAAUAUCAAGCGCGAUUGAUUGAACACAUUGAAAACCACCCAGAGUUUAUUCAGCCUGAAGGACGCAAAGGAGAAAUUUUAUACCGAUUGAAAAACGACGAGUUGAGAGAUCUGAGCGUCUCGCGAACGACGUUCGAUUGGGGGAUUCCCGUGCCUGGAAAUAGCAAACACGUCUUGUACGUUUGGUUCGAUGCUUUGACAAACUAUUUGACCGGUUGUGAUUUUCCGAACGGAGAAAACUACUCGAAGUUUUGGCCGGCGAAUGUACACAUCAUCGGGAAAGAUAUCAUCUGGUUCCACUGCGUCAUUUGGCCGUGCAUGUUGAUGAGUUGCAACAUCGCCUUGCCGAAAGCUGUGUUCGCGCACGGCUUUGUCACCGCAGCGGAUGGACAGAAAAUGUCCAAAUCUAUCGGGAACGUCGUUGAUCCGUUGGAUGUUUUGAAAAGGUGUUCUCCGGAUACGUUUCGAUACGCACUCAUGCGAAACGGCAUUUACGGGUCCGAUAUUCCAUUUAGCGAAGAAUCUAUGACCUUGAUUCACAACGCGGAUUUAGCGGAUACGCUCGGAAAUUUAGUUCACAGAGCGACGCAUUUGUGCUCGAAGAAUUGCGAAGGUCGUGUCCCAGAUGUUCCAAUCUUUGAAAAAGUAAUCGACGUCGGCCUGUUGAGAUUGAAAACGGAGCGCGCGAUGGAAUCGUUCCAGUUACAACAAGCCUGCGAAUUAGCCAUCAACUCGGCGAAAGCUGCAAAUAAAUACAUCACCGAUGCAGAACCGUGGAAAUUAAAAGGCGAGGAAACGAAACAUCGCAGAGACGUGAUCAUUCGCACGACUUUAGAGGCUGUGUACAUCACAGCGUUGUUUUUACAACCGUACAUACCGACCGCGUGUGAAGACAUAUUUAAGAAACUCGGGAUGGACGCCUCGAAGGUCCACAAACUCUGGGAGCUCAAACCAUUCGGCGAGAAUGUGAAACCUGGGACCCAAGUCGCCGUCGGCGAAGUGCUCUUUCAAAAACACGAGAUUGACACCGCAGAACUCUUCAAGAAGGCACAAUCGAGCAAGGAAGAAAAAGCCGCCAAAUUGGCGAAGAAGAAGAAAGGCGAGGAGAAUACGAAAAUUGACGUCACGCGAUUAGAUUUAGUCGUUGGUGAAAUCACGAAAGUUUGGAAUCACCCUGACGCGGAUACGCUUUACGUGGAAAACAUCAACAUCAACGGCGACAAACCCUUGCAAGUCUGUUCGGGAUUGGUAAAACACAUUCCGAUUGAUAAAAUGCUCAACGCUCGUGUCGUUCUCGUCGCGAACAUGAAACCAACGAAAAUGCGCGGUGUAGAGUCGGAAGCCAUGGUUUUAUGCGCCACCGAUCCGAACGAUAGCAACAAAGUUGAAAUUGUCACCCCGCCGAAAGGCGCUGCCAUCGGUGAACGCGUUACUUUCGACGGCUACGAAAACGACCCAGACGAGAAGUUAAACCCGAAGAAGAAGGUGUUCGAAGCUGUGCAACCGGAUUUUCUGGUGAAUAAAGAUGGAAUUGCCACGUAUAAGAACGUUCCGUUCCAAACGACCGCUGGUCCGUGUUCGGUAGAGUCCAUCAGAGAAGGCGGCUCGAUUAGGUGA